AUGCUUGAUCACUUGGUCGGAAAGCCGUCAGCUAACUGGAAGCGGACACAAGUAUUACUGACGUUAAUCUUUGGGUUGUGGGCAUUGAUGAAAGGCAAAACACAACAUUUGCCACGGACACUACAGAAAAUAAACCGUCUCACUGCUGGCAGGUCGCCAUGGAAGAUUGCACUAGGUUCCUGGAUGUCAUAUUACUUGCUCCAAAAUCUCUUCCUACUGUUCGGCUUAAAUGCACCUGAACCUUUGACCCGUCUGUACAAACGUAGUUUCUACCGAGCCACAUGGAUCUUGACAGCCCUCGAUGCUGGCUUUUUUACUGCCAUGCCAUUACGCCCUAUCUGGCUUCGCCAUUUUUGCUCUGUCUUCUUUUCGUUCUACUAUCUGAUUUUCGCAGAUGCAGCAGAAGAACGCGUGCGACGUGUGCGAGCGACCAUUUCAAUCGACCAUAUGCGUACUUCCUGGGAAAAAGUGGCAAACAAUCCUAUUUUAAGAUUCUUUUCCCGCAUUCAACGACCACGAGUGACGAUCCAUAAAACCAUGCGUAUCGAACGAUCUGGUAACAACAAAAACAAACCAGCGACCGAAAUCCUAUUGAUGUAUGCUGGUGAUGUGGACACGCUUGAAGAUCAAACAACGAUCUUGUUGCAGUUUCCAGGUGGUGGAUUUGUAUCCAUGCCACCCUCAUGUCAUGAAGAUGCACUCUCCGCUUGGGCCAAGCAGACCCAGUUCCCCGUUGUCAGCGUCAACUAUAGAAAGGCACCCGAGUAUACCUACCCUUGGCCAGUCGAAGAAUGCUUUGACUUUUAUACCAAGCUGAGCCAAAGUCGUGGUCGCAUCAUUGGCUUGUCUGGACGACAUGAUAUCAAAGUCAUUAUUGUUGGUGAUUCAGCCGGUGGCAACUUGGCAGCGGCAGUGACGCUCAAGAUUUUGUCACACAAUCAAGACAUCAAGACCCGUUCGGCGCUCAAAGUAGACGAAGUGCCUCAGUCAGCUAUUCAAGUGCCUGAUGGUCUCGUCUUGAUUUACCCUGCAUUGGACUUUGAGAUGACCUGUUGGAUGACACCUGCUCAAUUAUCGUUGCUUCGGUCACACUCGACCACCUCAAUGAUCCGUUCCAAGUCUUUGCAAAGCUUAUUGGAUACCAAAGAUCACUUGAGUCAUGCAAGCCCAUUAAGUAUGGUACCCGAUGUUGAAAAGGUUAGCUUGUGGAAACGUGCCUUGGGUAUGACACCCAUGCAAAAGAGCACCAAGCAACAGCACCAAGCACCGAUCAAGGAGGAUUUUGUAGGGUCUACAAAUGUAGAGCCUUCCAUUGUGGAGCAUAUCCAAGACAUGACGCAAGUCAAGCAUGCAUGGGGAUCCGCGAGUAUUGCUAUGACAAGUCGUAUGUGUUAUUUCAAUGAUCGUAUAAUCACUGCUGACAUGAUGCGCGCCAUGGCUAUCCUCUACCUGGGUCCACACGCUACUCCAGACUUUGAGUCCGAUUAUCUUUUGUCGCCUGUCGUUGCACCGUUAGACUUACUCGCACAAUUUCCUAAAACAUACAUGCUCUGCGGCGAAAAGGAUCCGUUCGUCGACGACACCGUCAUUUUUGGCGGCCGCAUCCGUAAAGCCAAGCAUCAAGAAUGCCGUCGCCGUGAAGAGCAUGAUUUGCCCUAUGAUCCCCUGUUAGACGAUAGCACCAUCCAAGUCCAAUUUUUGGAGGGCAUGAGCCACGCCUUCUUACAAAUGAUGGCUUUCUUGCCCGAAGCUCAUCGAGCAACGAAAACGAUUGGUGACUGGGUGCUCGAAAUGGCUUCGCCUACCACUGAAGAUUCUUCUUUGGAAAGUGUCGUUUCUGAUGCUGAGUCGAGUAGCACAAUCUCUGUCGACAAUAAUGGGGGAGGCACUAUUACUGGUGGUAUUGGGUCACCCAGAGAGGACACGCCUUCACCCACAACGGCUCGUAGCAUUGCUACCCAUUUGGCAGAAAUCGUCACGUCAGAAAAGGAUAUGAUGAGUCGACGCAAAUCGGAUUUGGUUAGCGAGCUUUUUACCCAAAAGAUUUAG
Zychaea mexicana is the source of this 2049-nucleotide messenger RNA. Its product is annotated as Alpha/Beta hydrolase protein. Lineage: Eukaryota; Fungi; Mucoromycota; Mucoromycetes; Mucorales; Lichtheimiaceae. The transcript is spliced from 8 exons. The record is from RefSeq and is a predicted model, not a curated record. Gene Ontology annotation, cellular component: cytosol. The coding region runs from base 1 to 2049 and encodes 682 amino acids. Gene Ontology annotation, biological process: triglyceride catabolic process. Gene Ontology annotation, molecular function: sterol ester esterase activity; triacylglycerol lipase activity.